GCGCGUUCCUGAAUAAUUCCCUGAACACCUCAUUUUCAAUGUUAAAACAAAUCUUUAGAAUUGGAUUAAGGUGUUCCUCUCCUGUUAUCCCCGUCAAUGUCCUCACCUCGAAUCGUUCUUCAUGCUAGAAUAGUUAUCGUUUAGAAUUCGAACUACUUCUACAAACUUAGGCAAAAUUAAUCCUCGCGUUGGAAUCAUUCUUGCGCGUAAUUAACGCACAAAAGAAUAUCGACGAAUCAUUCUCGCAACCCAGAGUUUUCCAAGCUGCGGUCCACGGGCUCCUAGACGUUCAAAAAGAUUCCUCUGGACGUCCGAGAGUUCUCAGAAGAAGAAUCGAAGUAUAUCACGUAACGUAAAUAAAAAAUGUUUUACUUUAUUCUUGUUAACAACAUUCGUUUAACGUUCGUAAAAAUAUUAGACAAGAAACAGACGAAUCGUGAAAUUGUCACGAAGACUAUUUAUGAAAAUAAUCAUCUCUCGUCUCGUUGAAUUGUUUCUCGUCGCCAUUGUUUUGUAUAAUUUUUUUUUAUAGUUUUCAUAGCGUAUCCUGUCGAACCCUAUCCAAAAGUUCCACGAAUUCCAAAGGGACCCCAGUGUCACGGCCGCUUAUCCAGAGACAUCAGGGGUAACUUUAGCAAGGUCCUAUCUCGACGAGAGGGAUGAUCAGAUCGUAGAGCGGCGCGAAGUGGAAACCGCGGGGCGCGUGGCCUCGCCUGAUGACUUCCGGUAUGCUGGCACAUCCGGCACGCGAACCUGUUGAUCCGUUUCACGAGGGUGCAAGUACCCCGACCGCGGUGCCAGCAGUCAGGUCUGACAAAACGGAUCCCAAAGGCAUGGCCAGCAGCACGGAGGAUUACGGCUCGGAAUUGCAGGAGUUGCAGUGGGGCGGGGGCAGCGGGUCGCACUUCCUGCGCAGCGGGUCUCACUUCCUGAGAAGCGGCACCGGCGGUUGCUACGAAGCCGAGGAUUUAGAGCCCACCAGCAGGCACCAUGGCGGUCAGCACAAGGGAUAUUACAGCCCUCCGGGUACGAGUUACACGAUCGUCGAGAGACCGCCGAGCGCACCUCAUCACCAUUCCUCGCACACCACGCCGUACAGGCACAGAGGGCACACCACCGGGGGCACGGGCGCCAUAUCGCCGGAGCAGGUGCUUAGAUUGUUCGGCAACGGAGUCUCGGAGCGUCGGCAAGGCGACAGGAGGACGCCAGCGUCGUCCCCAGCGAGCGUCUCCGCCGUCAGGACCACGUCGUCCUCGUCCCAGCAGCAACAACAGCAACAACAGUCCCAGCAGUCGCAGCAGAAUCCGGCGAAUCCUCCGACGUCGCCCAGCUCUCAGCCGCUCAGCCUUCAGGAGCUCACCGUAAGGACAAUCACCAUGACGAGAGAUCCCCCGGACUCUCACCAUGGCUUUGGGAUCUGCGUGAAGGGUGGCAAGGACGCAGGUGAGAUCCGAAGUACCUUCAGGCUACCACCGUCGCCGUACUUCGCGCCUCAAGAUCGAGAAGCGCAGUCAGGGGUGGGUGUCUACAUUUCGAGGGUGGAGGAGGGUUCGGUGGCCGAACGCGCUGGACUCAGGCCAGGAGACACCAUCUUGGAGGUGAACGGCACACCCUUCCGUGCGGUGACCCACGAAGAGGCCCUCAAAAUGCUGAAGUCCUGCCGAACGCUCAGCAUGACGGUACGGGGGCCAGCCUUGGAUCCGCGCUGCAGAGUGGGUCAUCCGGUGUGGAACACUUCCGGUCGUCAACAAUCCUGCAGUUGGAUGGACCGUCAAGGCCGUCCAGCCUCUCCGCCGCCUGUUUACCCACCUCGCGACUCGAGGUACUGUCCAAGGACGAGGAAGGUCGAGCUCUGCAUCGAACCUGGCCAGUCGCUUGGUUUAAUGAUCAGGGGCGGCCUCGAAUACGGCCUUGGGAUUUACGUCACCGGGGUCGACAAGGACAGCGUGGCCGAUCGAGCUGGACUCUUGGUAGGCGAUCAGAUCAUCGAGGUAAACGGUCAGAACUUCGAGGAAGCAACCCACGACGAGGCGGUGCAGAUCCUGAAGACGAACAAGAGGAUGACGCUUCUGAUCCGCGACGUGGGAAAAGUGCCGCACUCGUGCACCACCAGCCAGCCUAUCGUCAUGCCAACGUCUAGGUACCCAGAUCACGAUCCCAUGCUCCUGGAGAGCCCUGGAAACCAUCGACCACCGAGUCCUUCUAUCGCCAGUGAUUGGAGACACAGAGGCGGCGUGCACACAGUGUCUGCUGCGACGGCCGCCAUGGUGGAGGAAAAGGCGAGGGUGGUCCUCGCGAGGAGCGAGAGGGCUGCGCUUUCUCAGCUCCUGGCCGAUUACAGGACCCGUCGAUUGACAAUCGAGGAGCUGGUGGUCAGUUUGGGCGACUUGUUGAACACCCACGAGAAACUGACCCUGCUCACCGAGCUCAGGGAGCUCGUCGACAGCAAGGACAGGGCCGCCUUCGACGAUCUCGUUUACAGCAGGCCUCGAGUAGCCAUCGCAAGGAGAAAAGGCGACCGCGCCCAUUCGGAUCUGAUAGUGACACCCUCCCUCCACGAUCUUCCGAGGGGUGUACCCGGUGGUUGUUGCCGUCCGGGACGACUGGUGGACGUCGAGGGAGAUCCCCUAGGAGUGACGGGACCUCUCCUGCCGCGGGAUAACCAGGAAUAUAGAUCGCCGAGCGAGGACAGCGGUCUCGGGGCCGACAUGCCCAGGACCAGAGCGGGCUGCAGGAGGGCACAGCAGCAUCAGGUGACGACCUCCGACCUCGCCCUCUCCAACGACGACGAGUGCGACAACCAGGACUACGAGGACGACCUGGAGAACGGCCGAGGCCGCAGACACAGCUCUCCCGGCGGCUCGCGCGGCAACCCUAGGGACUACGGCCAUCACCAUCUUCAUCCUGACAAUCUGGAGAGCGACGGUGGUUGCGAUGGUAGCGACGCCGAGAUGAUCGGUAACGGGAGACGCGGAGGCGGAACGGAAAGGAAUCGCGAUAUGGAGGAGGAUGAGGACGAAGGAAGGGAGGAAAGGAGCUCGGAGGGUGGAGGUGGUGGAGGUUUCGGUGGUUGGAGGUCCCAUUUGCUCGGUGGGCUGACGCAACGUGUCAAAUCCUGGUACUGGGGCGCCAGGCCCCUCGAACUCGCGCACAAGCUCUCGCGGAGCUUCGACAUGCAGGAGGCGCAGCUCCUCGAAGAGGGUGGCUCCGGUGGCGGGACCACCGGGGCCGGAGGUGCUGGAGGACCUCCGAGGAGACACCACAGCGCUCAAAGGCUGGCCAGGAGCGAAAUGUCCGAGAGAAGGGAGGAGGACGGCGCCCUGGUGGUACCUGAUCACCAGGGGAACCUGAGGAUCACCGUCAAGAAGACCAAGUCGAUUUUGGGCAUUGCCAUCGAGGGCGGUGCCAACACCAAACAUCCACUGCCCAGGAUCAUCAAUAUACACGAUAACGGAGCAGCUUACGAGGCUGGCGGUCUCGAAGUCGGUCAAUUGAUUCUAGAAGUCGACGGUCACAAAGUCGAAGGUCUCCAUCAUCAGGAAGUAGCAAGACUGAUCGCGGAGUCGUUCGCGAGGCGCGACCGAAACGAGAUCGAGUUCCUGGUGGUCGAGGCGAAGAAGAGCAACCUGGAGCCGAAGCCCACGGCUCUGAUAUUCCUGGAGGCGUAGCAGGAAUCUCCCACCUCCGAGCCGGAACCACCGUAGCCCGACGUGACCAGAGCUCGGCCGGUGACACGCUCGGAGCGUCGUCAACGCUGAAGCCGCCGAAGAAGCUGACGAGAGCGCGGGAGAAAACAAGCCGACCGGCACGUGACCGAACGUACAAGCUCGCCGAGCGAUGCAAAAUCAUUGCAAGAACAAAGACAAGAACGAGAGCGACCCGCGAAGGCGACCACGACCACCUCGCUCUUCAACUUCUCCGUGCGCUCUCGACGGUCGAGCUCUCGGUCAGGCGCUAAUCGAACCUGGCUCUGGUGGUGGGAAACUGUUCACGAGGAAACAGAAAAUAAACAAGAUGCAGAAGGGUGGGACUACGUUAGCGGCGAGAGGGGCUCGAUUAGCGAGUCAAUGGGAUAAUAAUUGCACGGUCGUCGACGCCGAUGUUGCUGUCCUCGUUGCCGACGUGCCUCUAGGCUAACGGAACCGGUACCGACGCUUCCAGGCUCGGCCGAUUCGAGGCCUCGAUACGCGACAACCGGGAGACGGAACAGCGCAGAGCAAUCCCGAGGGCGCAACGAGGACGGCAAGAUGUCAUCUUCAAGAUGAGACUAUCCGUGAAAGACGAACCGAAGUGCUGCGUCGAACGACACCUUCGGUCGAAACUUUCGACUCGAAAGAACGUUGACGAGAUACACUUUAAGUGCGAUGAAAACGAAGGAGGAAGUUGACUGUGCCAAACUAUUAGGGAUUGUUUCGUGUAUAGUAGUUACGAUACUAUUAGUCGUAAGGGAUCCAAAGAGGACUACGUCCGAACGGGAGACGCGAGGCCAGGUUAAGGUUCCUGGAUCCUGGGUGACGAUGAUGUCGCGUUCGUCCCACGGACACUCCAUGAGAAUCACGGACACAAUCACCAACCGUUUGCGCGCGUUUCGACGUGCUCCGAACCCGGGCACGUCGCCGAUACGCGGCACCCGGAGAUUCACUGUUGACUAUUGCGUUAUCGAAGGUACUGGACGUUCGCGUCGAUCGGGAUUUUUGUUGGCGGAACUUCUCGGCAAGAGGUCUCUGCCGUUAGACGACGCUGGGUGUCGAGACGAGAUCGUUCAGGUACGAAGGAGACUCUGCGGGUCAUUCAGCGACUCGGUAGAAAAUUUUGUUCAAGCGGACUCCUUCUGCUGAGGUUUACGCUUACAUUUAUUCGGGAUUGCUAGUCUUAAGGGGUUACGCCACUCUAGAGGUUGAAGAGAAGGUCUAACUUCGAUAAUUAAUUUUGAGAGUAUCGCAAAAGGUAUUGGAUUUCUUUUUGCAGGGUUUUUUUUUUACCACAUAUUGGAGCAUAAACAAAAAUUGUUGUAUUAUUAUUUUAGUACGAAAUGGCGGCCACAAAGCGAGUCUCCAAAAUUGACUUUUUUUUAAACGCCUUCACUGGAGGACGGUUUGCUGUUUCGGAACCACUCAAUUCUUUGAAGUUAGGUGCGUUAAAAACUAUCGUCCCACCUUUUGCUUGUUAGCUUAGUGGCGAAACUAUGAACUAACGCUAAAAGUACAAUAAGUGGAAUCAGAAAUGUAUACAAGUCGAAACGUGUUGAGUUGUUGACACUGUUGUCGGCAGCUUGAAUUUUAUUUUUAUUUUAUAAUCGUGUCCCUCGAGUAUCAACGAUGUCUCGAGAAUUCUUUAAAAUAUACUCGACGUUGAAUACAGUUUCAAGUUGAAACUAUUUCAACCCCAGGAGGAACGGUGGCCGACGAAAGUCCCGAUCGGCUCGUUCCCGCGACUAAUACAGACUUAUUAUGGGAAUUGUUGAGGCUUAACAAAGUAUAUUAUAUAUACAUAUAUAUUAUAUGAUAAUAUUAUCGACUAUCGUAGUGGAAUUGCAACUCGUACCUAUCCGGAGGUGCUCGAGCGCGCGCGAAUUAAUCCACUCGCUUGACAAUGUGUGCGCGCAAGAGCGUCGCGAGAAGAGUAAAAAGAUAAAAAAAAAAAAAGAAGUAAACUUAUAAAAUAUGCGAUAUUUUCAAACAGUUAAUAAAGCAUAGAGACAUCGCGUACUUAGCAACGGGCUUGACGUCACUUCGAGUUCGAGCUGUCGAGACGAAAUAUCGAUUCGAAAGGUCGACGAGGAAAACGAGCAACGAUUCAGCGAGAGGCAUCAGCGAUUCGAAAAUUCACGUCAACUCGUAUCACGAUUUUAUUUCGAUUUCCAGUCGCUUUGGUAAACUUUUGUAAUUCG
Hylaeus volcanicus is the source of this 5890-nucleotide messenger RNA. RefSeq names its product whirlin-like (gene dysc). The record is from RefSeq and is a predicted model, not a curated record. The transcript has 16 exons. Bases 717 to 3668 code for a protein of 983 amino acids. Lineage: Eukaryota; Metazoa; Arthropoda; Insecta; Hymenoptera; Colletidae. Gene Ontology annotation, molecular function: protein binding. Gene Ontology annotation, cellular component: stereocilia ankle link complex; plasma membrane; stereocilium tip.